Messenger RNA from Styela clava, 4639 nucleotides. The record is from RefSeq and is a predicted model, not a curated record. NCBI's taxonomy places the organism in Eukaryota, Metazoa, Chordata, Ascidiacea, Stolidobranchia, Styelidae.
UAUGAGGAUAGCUAUCUGGCUAUUGAAGAUUCCUGUAUGUGGUCUGUGGAAGAAGACGUGACUUUGAAAUAGGAUCGGAUUUACAUAUUUAUCCUGGAGAGAGAAAAGACAUUUCAAAAGUUGUCUAAAAAUGGCAGAUCAAGAUCAACCACAAGAGGGAGCUAAUGUGAACAUUAUAGCUGCGCCAUCUCUGUCUGCGCCACAAGUCGCACUACAACGUGAUAUUGUUGAGCCACAACUUCAAGCUCAAGCUGAUCGAGCAUCCUCCAAGAAAAAAAGGAAGAAGAAAAAGAAGAACAAGAAGAAAAAGGAAAUUCCCUCUUUACCAGCACUGCUACCUGCAGCUGCACAAGCUGAACUACAACAUAAUGUGGCUGCACCACAACAUCAAGUGAAGGAUGAUGCAGCAUCUCCCGAGGCAAAAAGGAAGAAAAAGCCAAUUUCCGUUUCAUUAGCUGCGCCAUCUCUGUCUGCGCCACAAGUCGCACUACAACGUGAUAUUGUUGAGCCACAACUUCAAGCUCAAGCUGAUCGAGCAUCCUCCAAGAAAAAAAGGAAGAAGAAAAAGAAGAACAAGAAGAAAAAGGAAAUUCCCUCUUUACCAGCACUGCUACCUGCAGCUGCACAAGCUGAACUACAACAUAAUGUGGCUGCACCACAACAUCAAGUGAAGGAUGAUGCAGCAUCUCCCGAGGCAAAAAGGAAGAAAAAGGCAAUUUCCUUUUCAUUAGCUGCGCCAUCUUUGUCUGCACCACAAAUCGCACUACAACAGGAUGCUGUUGAGCUACCAGAUCAAGCACAAGUUGAUCGAGCAUCAUCCAAGAAAAAAAGGAGGAAGAAAAAGAAGAACAGGAGAAAAAAGGAAAUUUCUUCCUUAUCAGCACCGCCACCUGCACCACUGGCUGGAAUACAACAUGAUGCGACUGCACCACAACAUCAAGAGCAGGAUGAUGCAGAAUCUGCCGAAAAAGAAAUGAAGAAAAGAGGAAUUUCCUCUAUAUUAGAUGCAUCUUCUCCAGACUUUCCAAUAUCUUCACCCCCGACCCAUCAACCACUACCAGUUGCUGCCACAGCAUUCGAUCCUGUCUAUAAAGGGGAUCCACCCUCACCAGGUUCUGCAACAUAUUUGAAAGCAAAGAAAUCCGCUAAAGUUAAUGUUGAUAUUGAUUCAUCAAACAUUUACAUGGAUGCUGGUAAAGCAACUUUAACUAAAGCAAAAGUAGCAACCACAAUUUUUCAUGCCCCUGUCAACAUCAACAUAGAACAUACAGCAACGCCGCCUACAGCUGAACAACAACAUCAAGUGCAGAAUGAUGCACCAUCUGCCGAAUCAAAAAAGAAAAAAAAGGAGAUUUCCUAUUCAUCAGGAGAGCACACAACAGAAUUUAUUGACCAUUUCUACGAGAGAACCGCAAAUAAAACAAAAGUGAACAUUACAGAAAAUUACAGAGCACAAAAAUUAAAUGAACCAGACUUUGAAGUAAAUCCCCAACUUAGAGAAGUGCCUGAUUUCUACAGAGGAGAAAUGGCCCCCAAAGUUACUGAAUAUAAUAUCGAGCCUGGAUUUUCAGUUAAAAAAAGUGAAGAAAAAUAUGGAGAACUUAUUUCUCUAGAUGAACUCGUAGAACAGUUACGCAGCAAAAAAUACAGGUACACCGCCAUGAUCGGACAGGCCGGUAGCGGGAAAACGACAAUGACAAAACGUCUCGCCGGAAGACUGCAAAUCGCAGACAAAGCCCCAGCUGAUGAAAAAUUGAAGCCGGAACGUCGCUUUGAAUUUUUUCAUCACCUGGAAAUAAAAAAUAUUCCAAUUUUCAAUGGAACUACAGAAGAUGAUAAAAUCAGUCCACAUGAACUAUUAUUUGGAAAAAUAGAGCCAGUACUCGCAGAACCAGCUGUAGAAGGUGGCUAUGAAUGGAUGCAAGAAAAUCAAUCAAAGUGCAUUCUGUUCCUUGAUGGCCUGGAUCAGGCAACUUGGAGUCUCAUUGAAAAAAAACACAACAAGAUGAGGUAUACUGAUAAAUCGAGCACAGCAACUAUCAUGUACAAUCUCAUAACAGGCCAUCUCUUUCCCAAGAUGACAAUCGUGAUUUCUUCACGUGAGCACAGAAUAGCACGCCUCCCUUUAGAACUGAGGCCUCAAUUUAUGACUGCCCUUGCUGGUCUGAAUCUAGAUGACGUUAAGAGGUUGUUCAUUGCGGUUUUGGGAGACACCGGAGAAAAAGCUUGGGAGAAAUUAACAAUGCAGUCACCGGCACUUAUUGCGUUUUCAUCUGUUCCACUUUUCCUAAUUUAUAAUGCAAUCGUUUGUAAGUUCAACCCCGAGAAACUGGCAGAUACUAUGACCGAGGUCGUGCUAGAAAUCCUCCGCAUUUUCACGCGAUCCGAUCACAUCCAUGAAUUCAAACAAAAAAAGGACAAACAAAUUCAACAAAUACUUUGCAACUUGAUGAAAAUGUCAUUCGAUGGCACUAAAGAAAAGAGAGUUAUUUUCACAAUUCAUGAUCUUGAAAAAGUUAAACUUGAAUCCCGUGAAGUUAAUAGCAUUAUUAUCAACGUACCUGGGAAAAGCAUGUUUAACCAACGUCUCAUGGAAAUAGACCAUCUGAUGUUCUUCAGUCAUCAAGUCAUCCAAGAAAUUUUAUCCGCUCUCUAUAUAUCAAAUAUGGAUUCUACCAUGUUUCGCAACUUUGUUGAAACUGAGAUUGAAGGCGAUCACUGGGCAGUUGUUCGUCGUCUACUAAGUGGAAUUAUUCUGAACCCUGAUAUUGAAAGCAAACUCAUAACAAACUUUUCUCCUGAUGCCAGACAAGAUGAAAAGAGAAGAAUUCUGAAAGAAUUUCUCGAAUAUCAGUCAUAUGGAUAUAUGAAACCAUAUCAGAAUAUGGAGCUGUAUGGAACAUUAUAUGAAGCUAACGACACCGAUCUAAUUCAAUCCUACCACCAAAUCAAGAGGAUAAUCGAAUUUACUGAUAUAUCUUUCACUACAGCAGGAAUGCAUCUCAUGUCAUCAGUCAUGCGACGCUGCAAACAACUAGUUAUGGUUUGUCUUGCUAAAUGUGAUCUAAAUGCGGAGUUGGCUCAUAUCCUGCAAUCAAAUCUAGAAGGUUCCUGUUUGAAGAUCGAUUACCUAGAUGUCAGUGUCAACAAAGAUCUUGGACCUGCUGGUUGGGCUGAAGUUGGAUUAGUUGUUACACAAUGUCAGGUGAAGAAAUUCAAGGCUCAGGAAUGCAAUCUCACACGAGAAGAAAUGAAAGCAUUCAGGGAAAACACUUGCAAUGCAAAGUUGGAUAAACUAGAUGUCAGUAACAACCAUUGCAUGUUCUGCGGACCGCCGACUGAUUUCCUAGGUGAAGUUGGAAUAGUUAUUACACAAUGUCAAGUAAAGACAUUCAAGGCUGUGAGGUGCGAUCUGACAACAGAAGCAAUGAAGGAAUUGAAGGAAAACACUCGCAAAGCAAAGUUGGAUAAACUAGAUGUCAGUGACAACUUGGACCUGGAACUUGAUGGCGAAGUUGGAUUAUUUGUUAAACAAUGUCAUGUGAAAACACUCAAGGUUGAGAAUUGCAAUCUCACAGCAAAGAGAAUGAAAGCAUUCAGGAAAAAAACUUCUAAAUCAAAGUCGGAUAAGCUAGAUGUCAGUGGCAACUAUUGGUUUCGACCCGAUGUCAUAGGUGAACUUGGAUUAGUUGUUACACAACGUCAGGUGAAGAAAUUUAAAGCUAACAGUUGCAAUCUGACAGCAGAAGGAAUGAAGGCAUUCAAGAAAAACACUCUCGGUGCAAAGUUGGAGGAACUAGAUGUCAGUGACAACAAGUGCCUUGGACCUGAUGGUUUUGGUGAUCUUGGAGUGGUUGUUACACAAUGUCAGGUGAAGGUAUUCAAGGCUAGAGAUUGCAAUCUGACAGCAGAAGGAAUGAAAGCGUUUAAGAAAAACACUCCCAAUGCAAAGAUCGAAUGCUUGGAUCUGAGAUUUAAGGAAGUCAACAAACUAGGAGAUGAAGUAUUAUCUACAAUCAUUGAAAUUGUUCGUCAAUGUCAGGUUCAAACAUUGAAGAUAGAGUUUUGGAAAUUCAACUCCUAUAAGUUGCAAAGGUUAUACGAAUUGAGAGCUGAUACUGGGGUUAGGAUCAUAUAGAAUCCACAAACAUGCCAGCUUGAAUCUCAUUCUGCUUCAACUUGUCCAUUUUAUCAACAAAAAAUAGUUUUAUCAUAUCAACUGUCAACAGAUAGAUAUUUGCAAACAUUGGAAGAUAUUAUUACUUUUUGUUUCCACUUCAAACAAGGCUAGGGCAAGCAUCCAUUUGUAUAAACGGACAGUACUGUCUAAGGAAUCCUGCAAGUCCCAUUCCUAUAUUAAUGUAUUAUAUUGUUUAAAUCAGUGAUUCUCAAAGUGGGCGAUAUCGCCCCCCAGUGGGCGAAAACGAUACAGAGGGGGGCGAAAAAGUUGAAGCGGGCGAUAGGGAGGCGAUUUCGAGAAACCUGUUGUAUGUUCGGCGCACCUAAUUCUGUAAUCUGUGUGCAUUCGCAGACUUGAAUCACGUGGGCAAUUAUCACACGCGAAAGGAUUUCUGGACUCGUCUUCGCAGUAAGGUACGGUAGUUGCGUAUCCCAGUGGUCGGCAAAAUACGGCCGGAGU